Messenger RNA from Boleophthalmus pectinirostris (great blue-spotted mudskipper), 2462 nucleotides. RefSeq names its product OTU deubiquitinase 3 (gene otud3). Gene Ontology annotation, biological process: protein deubiquitination. Lineage: Eukaryota; Metazoa; Chordata; Actinopteri; Gobiiformes; Gobiidae. The record is from RefSeq and is a predicted model, not a curated record. Gene Ontology annotation, molecular function: cysteine-type deubiquitinase activity. The transcript has 8 exons. The coding region runs from base 208 to 1257 and encodes 349 amino acids.
CUUUUCCGUCCACGCUGUCUUUAGCGGAAAUGCGUAUACGGAAGUGAAAUUGUAAACAAAAAGUGAAAAUCAUCAGCCUAUUUUUAAACCGAAUAAAUAGCAUAUCAGUCUACUCUAAAGGCUUUGAAAAGGGCUUCAUCUAACUGCCAUCACGUUUCUGUCAGAAGAUUUCGUUAAUUGUCAGGGCUGCCAAGUACCAGUGCAGCCAUGUCGAGGAAGCAGACCCCAAAACCGGUCAGAGGUAACAAGAAGAGUGAGCUAGAGCGCAAGAGAGAUGAGAGGGCUGCACGACGUGCUAUUGCUAAAGAUCGCAAAAACAAAGGGCAGGAUGGAGAUGAUGGAGCAGAGUUUCUCAGCUUCUCCAACCAGCUUCAGGCCCUGGGGCUAAAACUCAGAGAGGUUCCUGGAGAUGGGAACUGUCUGUUCCGAGCUCUGGGCGACCAGCUGGAAGGUCACUCGCGCGCUCACCUCAGACUCAGGCAGGAGACGGUCGACUUCAUGAAGUCACACAGACAGGACUUUGAGCCUUUUGUGGAGGAUGAUGUCCCCUUUGAGCAGCACUUAUCCAACCUGUCCCAGCCUGGAACGUUUGCAGGAAAUGAUGCCAUUGUAGCUUUUGCUCGUAGCCAAGAAGUUAAGGUGGUGAUCCACCAACUUAACACACCGCUCUGGGAGAUUAAUGGUUCAGAGAAUCAGCUGUGUAGAGAGCUGCACAUUGCCUACCGAUAUGGAGACCAUUAUGACAGUGUGAGGAAGAUUGGGGACAACACAGAGAGUCCUGCUCAGCUACGGAUAGAGAAUCUACAAAAAGGUCAAAAGCGUGAAUUUGGUGAUGGUCAGAGAGACAGACAGAAGAACAUUUCCCCUUCAGAUGAAGAAAACCUCAUCUUCAGCUCCAUUAGGAACAGAGGAACACCAGGGGAUGAGGAGAACCUGCUCCAGCUGAGUGCUGCUACCAUCAAUGCUGAGUGGCUGCUGGGUGCUCAGGCCUGCCAAUGCUCCUCUGAAUCCUGUUCAAACUGCAAUAAUACGCCUUCUGAAGAAAGUGAGCCCAGACAACCAGCAGAGGGCAACAACGCACAGAAACCCAAGGUGUCUAACAAACAGCGGAAAGAGCAACAGCGAAUGGAGAAAAAGAAGCGACAGGAGGAGCGUCAUCGUCAAAAGGUUCUCCAGGAAAAAGGUCUACAAGACCAGAACCAGAACCUGCCAGACGCUGUGACUUUAGUACCGGCUCUCAACACCUUGAGUUUAUAAACCAUCAGGCCCCUGCUGCUGCUACAGAUACUCACUACAUUUUGCACAUCCUAAAUCACAUUCAAUGACUUUUCCUCCAGAGAACCAUGUAGUUUCUCUGUUAAACAGUAUCAAGGUGCCUGCGAACUUGAGUCUGUGGGUGAAUGUAUGAAGGGGUGAUUUUGUUGCAUAUGCUGGUCAGAUCCUUAAUGCCUUUUCAAGCCGGGGUCCUUGCUUUACCAUGCAGAUAGUCAUGGGCAGCCAUGUUGUCUGUUUACCGCCACGGUAUUACGUUAUUUCAACUUUUGUGUUUUUUUUAUUCAAAUGUAUAAGCAAAGAGGAAAGGGGAAAAUGCUGUGCUGUUUCCCCUUAAAUGGCAAUAAUUUUUAGGAGUAACAAUUUUUGUCAACUGGCAAGUUUGUUUUGUUUAAUUUUGUAUUCUCCUAGGAUAUUUUCUUUGUUUUUAUCUGCCCAAAUUCAGAAGUAGCCAACAGUAUUUGAUGGUAUUGCAAGCAUUUGUUUAGGUAUUAUGUGCUCAGAAAUCAAUUCUAGUUGCAAUCUGCAGUUUGCAUGAAUAUGUGAUGAUAAUUCUGUUUGUACUGGCUAACCGCUGCUCAUCACAGACCUAGCCAAAAUAUAGAAGUUUAAAUGAUUACAGAUUACAUUAUUUUGAAAAGUAUAUCAGUAGCAACCUUCUUUCCACAGUAUAAAUUGUUCGUGUAUGGUAAAACGAGGAUAGUUGAUCGAGAGCCCCUGAUCACCACCAUUAACCAUUACACAGUUGCUAUUGAUUUGAAGAACCAUAUUUAAUUUUUCAGUUUCCAUUAGUUGGAUAUGCACACUUCCAUGGGAUAGAAAGAACAUGCAAUGUAUGAAUGGGCUGACCCCGUGACUGAAUCUUUGUAGAAAGGUUCUGAACCCCUCUGUCAAUAUUGCACAAUUUACUUUGUAUUUUCAGUUAUGUCAGUUGCUCUUUAAGAAUAGGUUAUCGUCAGUAGAUGCGGUUACAUGCACACUCUGAUCACAGAUAUCAGAUUUUUGUGUGCGUGUAACCAUAGCCACUGUAACCCACGUAAUUCCUUUGAAGGAACUGGGUUUGACAGUAUGGAAAAAUGAUUUUGAAACAGGGUGAACUUUUCAAAUGUGCGCUCCACUAGUGCCCAGCACUGCAGUCACAUCUGUGGCUCAUAUUGUAUUUCUGUAAUAAAGACUAUUAUAAGAUAUUA